AUGGCAUCAUCGCCAGCUGCAGGCAGCUCGCACCUGCCACGUACGCACUCUAACGAUGCCGCAACUCCAGGUGCACACUCCAGAGAGCGAUCCAACUCAUCUGUACCGCUCGCCAAGCGAUUCAAGUCCGACCAUGCUGACGCCUCUGCCGCAGGCCCGUCCAUCAACGGCGCUUCCAACGGUCAAGAUGUGGGCACAGCACAGGCUUCGGCCGGGACCAGACCUGCUGCCGCUGCGAAUCCCGCGCCGGAGCAAAAGGACAACUUUGACAGUCUCGUCGACGUCAUGGGCGCUUCCGGUGUCGACCUGCAAGCCGAAGAAGAAGCCAUCCAGCGUCGAGAGCUUAUGCAACGAUCUCAAGGCGCGCAACACCACGCAGCACGACCCGACGACGACGACCUCUUCCUGCAGAUGUAUCCUCUCGCGUUAAAGGUGCACACCCUAGCGCAAGAGCAUGGGCUGAGCGUCGACGCGGCCGUGCUCAACUAUCUCUCCCUCGCUGCGAGGACGCGGUUGAAGAACGUGCUCGAAAACAUGAUCGCCUCGUCCCGGCAUCGCAGCUGGUCGUCGCACCAACACCCGCCACCUCUUUUCCCGUCGACGUCGCAGCCCAUGUAUCACGAGCAGAUCCUCAGCGACCCGGUGAAGCAGCUUGCGGCGCUCGAAAAGGCCGAGAGGGGAGACGAGGCGCGGCGGCGACGCGAGCGUCUUGCGCGAGAUGAAGAGAGCUCCGCUCUCGCAGCCGGCGGUGGCGACGCGGACAUGGACAUGGAUGACCCGACGGGUGCCAAGGGGGACGGUCGGAAGAGGCCCAAGAAGAUCGGUCCCGGUGUGGCGGCGAGGAACAUGUCCGAGGAUGUGCGCAAACGGUUAGCUGACAGCACGGCGAUGCGAAACUUGGGCGGUGGGUCGGCAAAGUAUUCGUGGCUGUCUGGCGGAUCGACGUUCCCGAGCUCGUUCAGCCCGUUGGGUGGGAAGAAGGGAAAGGCGGAUGGAGAGGAUGGGAAGUCGGCCAGUCGGUUGCCCAAACCGAAGUUUGCACCGCAGCCAACUGUGUCUGAUUGGAGCGGGGUCAGUGCAGGCGACGCGUCUGCUGGCGGUGCGGGGUCAGCUUCAACGGGCGCGUGGGGUGACGUGGCGGCGAGACAGGCGGCAAAGGAGGAAGAAGAAAGGCAGGCCAGGCUCAAGGUCACCCUACGAGACGCACUGUUUGCGUUGGAGUACGAGAGAAGGGCGGGUGCAGGAUAUGGGAGCGGCGAAACGCUGCUGUAUCGGUUGCGCGCUGGUGGCGAGCAGAUGCUCAAAGCCAAAGAGACGUGA
Kalmanozyma brasiliensis GHG001 is the source of this 1320-nucleotide messenger RNA. Its product is annotated as Transcription initiation factor TFIID component TAF4. The transcript has a single exon. The record is from RefSeq and is a predicted model, not a curated record. The coding region runs from base 1 to 1320 and encodes 439 amino acids. Gene Ontology annotation, cellular component: transcription factor TFIID complex. NCBI's taxonomy places the organism in Eukaryota, Fungi, Basidiomycota, Ustilaginomycetes, Ustilaginales. Gene Ontology annotation, biological process: transcription initiation at RNA polymerase II promoter. Gene Ontology annotation, molecular function: DNA binding; protein heterodimerization activity; RNA polymerase II general transcription initiation factor activity.